GGUUCGAUGUGAUUGGGGAUCCCUUCUCUCUCGUCCUUUGACUAUUCUGUCGUUUCUGAUUCGUCCCCUUGUCAUCAUUUCCGCUCCUCAGCGGUUUGCCGGUUCAUAGCCAUAACCACGCCUUCCUCUCCUAUUCAGGCAACCCAUAGCAGGAGCAGAUUUUCCCCAUCCGAAAGUGCAAACGAUACGCUUUGUUCCCAGGGUUUACUUCCAUGGCAGGAAAAGCUGCAGUGAAAUCUGUGGUGAAGUCAGUUGGCGAAUACCAGUAUCCAUGGCGAGAUAAGCUGGUGAAAUACAAGGACGAGCUAUCUAAAGGAGUUUGGGGUUAUUGGGAGCUUGGGGCUUGGAAGCCUCUGGGCAUCAGUGCCCGUCGUCGGGCCCGCCUUCGCAAAGAGGUUCUUCUUGCUGGGGAAGAUUGGAAUUAUGAUCCCCAAAGGAAGGAAAUGAGAAACAAGCGUAAAGGGCAUAAGUGUGACAGAAUUGCUGCUGAAAAGCGGGAGAAUACUGCUGCAUUGAUGCAGAAGAUGCCUGCCAUGUUAGCUGAUUAUAGGAAGAGAAGGUGGGAGAGGAAGAUGAAAGAGGAAGAUGAUGCUGCUAGGAGAGCUGUGCAAGAAUAGGUUUUGCUAGCUGUAGCAUUUCUGUCAUCAGAGCUUUGACCAUCGUUAUGUUUUAUGUCCAAUGUCUUUGGCCUUAAUGAUGCAUGACUUUGAAGACUUCUCUUGAAUCCUGAGGUUUCCCUUUCUCUCUGUUACAUAUCGAUGAUGACAUUUGACAACAAACAGCUCUAUGAAGCCAACAUCUAAGAGAUUCUGAUAACACUAUGAUGCAUUUGACAAAGACUGGUUUGCAAUUCUUUUUUUUUUUUUUUUUUGGUUUCUAAAUUAUGUAGGGUGAAGCGGUGGAUUUGCAAUCUGAUGAGCUAAUAUUACUAGCUAGGUCGAUGGAUCCAUUGUCACUUCCUGAGAAUGUAGCUACUAUGUUUUUGACCAGCGUAUGCAGUUUUCUUCCUAUCUCAGGGUAGAAUCUUCUUGAGAGCAGGACUUGUUAAUUGAAAGUGACAUUGAUGGUGA
Messenger RNA from Coffea eugenioides, 1070 nucleotides. RefSeq lists its product as uncharacterized. Bases 213 to 617 code for a protein of 134 amino acids. The transcript has 2 exons. The record is from RefSeq and is a predicted model, not a curated record. NCBI's taxonomy places the organism in Eukaryota, Viridiplantae, Streptophyta, Magnoliopsida, Gentianales, Rubiaceae.